This is a messenger RNA of Diaporthe citri, 465 nucleotides long. RefSeq lists its product as uncharacterized. The transcript has 3 exons. Gene Ontology annotation, cellular component: nucleus; exon-exon junction complex. Gene Ontology annotation, biological process: RNA splicing. Bases 1 to 465 code for a protein of 154 amino acids. The record is from RefSeq and is a predicted model, not a curated record. Lineage: Eukaryota; Fungi; Ascomycota; Sordariomycetes; Diaporthales; Diaporthaceae.
AUGUCGUCCGCCAACGAGCCCUUCUACAUCCGGUACUACUCUGGUCACUCGGGUCGCUUCGGCCAUGAGUUCCUGGAGUUCGACUUCCGAGUCGUAGGCGACGGACGCAGCGCCGUCGCACGGUACGCAAACAACUCCAAUUACCGGAAUGACAGUCUCAUUCGCAAAGAGAUGUGUGUGAGUUCCGUCAUCAUCGAGGAGAUCAAGCGCAUUAUCAAGUCGAGCGAGAUCCUCAAGGAAGACGACGGCAAGUGGCCACAGAAAAACAAGGACGGGAGACAAGAGCUCGAAAUCAAGAUGGGCGGCGACCAUAUCAGCUUCGAGACAGCAAAGAUCGGCUCUCUCCACGACGUGACCGAAUCUGCCGACCCCGAGGGUCUGCGGGUUUUCUACUAUCUGGUGCAGGACCUGAAGGCGCUUGUCUUCUCCCUGAUAUCUCUGCACUUCAAGAUCAAGCCCAUCUGA